AUGUCGAUUAUGCCGCAGCCGGUCGACGUGCGCGACAGCGCGCAACUUCUCACGAACAUACGGCAGUGCUUCAAGGACAUCCGCGAAGCUGCGGCACACUCGAACGAACAAGUGAGACAAGGACAUAUCGCGGAGAAUGGAGGGUUGUUAGGACGAGUGGAGGCUGUUACGGACAUUCUCAAAUCACGCCUGAAGCGCAACUGGCAUCAACUUGCGGUCGUCGACGUGGAGGGCGGCAAGCGAUGGACGUUCCAGCAAGAGAUCUGGAACGAGGUGGCGCGUUGGCAAAACGCAGAUAAUCCUUUGGAUACCGGCGAGAUCAACUUCGUCUACACACGCAUCUUGGAGCUCAUGAGACGGGGCGAACAAGCGUACGACCGGCACGAGUUGAACCGCCGAGGAAUCGCGCAGGCAGCUUGGCUUCAGCAGAGGAUAAGGAGGGCACAACUGCGGCAGGCGCACACGCACCUCCAGCAAGCCCUCGGAUUCCCCGGCUACGAGUCCGGCGUCGAGCGUCACGAUCACCCGACGACGCUGGACAGCCCGUUCUCGCUCCAGCCCGUUCGCUCGCGGCGCGACACAACUCCUUCGUCCGCAUACCUCUCGUCGACCGCUUCGUCCUCGCCGGCGCCUUCGCGCUCUCCCUCUCACUCGUCACACUCGCCGCAGCUCGUAAACCCGUCCGACCUCGUCUUGCACGAACCUCGCAACAUUGCGCCGCAGGUCCUUCACCGUUCGCCUCGCCCUCGUUCGGCACACUACCACAACAACUCGCCUCUCCCGCCGCAUGACCCCUACACCGACUGGCAAGCUAAUCACCACGAGCAGGGUACGAUCGGUCACCAGUUUUACUUCGACGAGGCGUUGCACGGGCUUGUUCCCGCCACGUCUCCUCACGAGUCUCCCGCUUCCUACGGUUUCCACAGUCUCGGCCGGCCCUCGCACAAGCUCACCCGUAUGCGUCCGUAG
Messenger RNA from Rhodotorula toruloides NP11, 969 nucleotides. RefSeq lists its product as uncharacterized. The coding region runs from base 1 to 969 and encodes 322 amino acids. NCBI's taxonomy places the organism in Eukaryota, Fungi, Basidiomycota, Microbotryomycetes, Sporidiobolales, Sporidiobolaceae. The record is from RefSeq and is a predicted model, not a curated record. The transcript has 4 exons.